This is a messenger RNA of Phyllostomus hastatus (greater spear-nosed bat), 7081 nucleotides long. RefSeq names its product PR/SET domain 10 (gene PRDM10). Gene Ontology annotation, cellular component: nucleus. The record is from RefSeq and is a predicted model, not a curated record. The transcript is spliced from 22 exons. Lineage: Eukaryota; Metazoa; Chordata; Mammalia; Chiroptera; Phyllostomidae. Gene Ontology annotation, molecular function: protein binding. Bases 347 to 3832 code for a protein of 1161 amino acids.
UUACUCGUCUCUAGGCUAGGCAUGGGGUUUACAGAGUCAGCCAAUCACAUAACGCCGAGCUCAGGUUGCUAGGCAGAUUAUGGUAAUGACGCCCCGCCUUUUAUGCUGCUCCCACUCUGCGGCGGGAAGAACCACCUGGAGGUGGCGGGGGGGGAUUGAUUUCCAUCACCCCUAGGGAGAGAGGAUCGGGGACCCGCUGAUCUUCCAGCUCCCCUCACCCAACAUCGUGCAUACUGCAGAGACGUCUUCUUGUCCUUCAUGAGCACUCACGGGGUGGACGGAUGACUGUCCUCCACCCCAUGCUGCCCUAGGUGCCCUGGACGUGGAGCUGUCCAGUUGGGAAAGGAUGGACUCCAAAGAGGAGAGCUCCCACGUGUGGCCUGCAUCUGCAGAACAUGAGGAGAGUGCGGCACAGGUGAAGAGUGGUCUUUCCAGCGUGGUGGUACACUUUGUUCCAGACGCUGGAACGGUGGCUCAGAUCGUCUACACUGAUGACCAGGUUCGCCCGCCCCAGCAGGUGGUGUACACGGCAGAUGGUGCCUCCUACACGUCGGUGGACGGUCCCGAGCACACCCUGGUGUACAUCCAUCCGGUGGAAGCCGCUCAGACUCUGUUUACAGACCCAGGCCAGGUAGCUUACGUCCAACAGGAUGCUACAGCUCAGCAGGCCUCAUUGCCGGUGCACAGCCAGGUGUUACCUUCGAUAGACAGUGUGGAUGGCUCAGACCCUUUGGCUACUCUGCAGAACCCUAUGAGUAGACUGGAGGCCAAAGAGGAAGAGGAAGAGGAUGAAGAUGAGGACUCGGAGGAAGAUGAGGAGGAAGAUGGAGAAGACACAGACCUGGAUGACUGGGAACCAGAUCCUCCUCGGCCCUUCGACCCACACGACUUGUGGUGUGAAGAGUGUAACAACGCACACUCUUCGGUGUGCCCGAAGCAUGGCCCCUUGCACCCCAUCCCCAACCGCCCUGUGCUCACCAGGGCGAGAGCCAGCCUCCCCCUGGUCCUCUACAUCGAUCGGUUCCUUGGAGGCGUGUUCUCCAAGAGGCGCAUCCCUAAGCGCACCCAGUUUGGCCCCGUGGAGGGACCCCUCGUUAGGGAGUCCGAGCUGAAAGACUGUUAUAUUCAUCUGAAGGUUUCUCUGGAUAAAGGGGACAGAAAAGACAGGGAUUUGCACGAAGACCUGUGGUUCGAGUUGUCUGACGAGACCCUUUGUAACUGGAUGAUGUUUGUGCGUCCAGCCCAGAACCAUCUGGAGCAGAACCUGGUGGCUUACCAGUACGGCCACCACGUGUAUUACACAACAAUCAAAAACGUGGAGCCCAAGCAGGAACUGAAGGUGUGGUAUGCUGCAUCCUAUGCUGAAUUUGUGAACCAGAAAAUUCAUGACAUUUCUGAGGAAGAAAGGAAAGUUCUUCGAGAGCAAGAGAAGAACUGGCCCUGCUACGAAUGUAACCGCCGAUUUAUAAGCUCGGAGCAGUUGCAACAGCAUCUUAACUCUCACGAUGAGAAACUGGAUGUAUUUAGCAGAACAAGAUGCAGAGGAAGGGGACGAGGCAAGAGGCGAUUUGGCCCAGGUCGACGGCCAGGGCGUCCUCCCAAAUUUAUCCGCUUGGAAAUAACCAGUGAAAAUGGGGAAAAGUGUGAUGAUGGCACACAGGAUUUGCUACAUUUUUCCCCCAAGGAACAGUUUGAUGAAGCUGAACCAGCCACUCUGAAUGGGCUGGAUCAACCAGAACAGACCGCUCUCCCGAUCCCUCAGCUGCCUCAGGAAACCCCAUCUCCUCUGGAGCAGGAGUCGGAAGCUCACAGCCUGCACCUGCAGCCCCAGCAUGAGGAGAGCGUGCUGCCCACCCCAAGCACCCUGACAGCCGAUGACAUGCGCCGGGCCAAGCGCAUCCGAAACGCAGCUCUUCAGCAUCUGUUUAUUCGGAAGUCCUUCCGGCCGUUCAAGUGCUUGCAGUGUGGGAAGGCCUUCCGGGAAAAGGACAAACUGGACCAGCACUUGCGCUUCCACGGGCGGGAGGGGAACUGCCCGUUGACCUGCGACCUUUGCAACAAGGGUUUCAUCAGCAGCGCGUCCCUGGAGAGCCACAUGAAGCUCCAUUCAGACCAGAAGACUUACUCUUGCAUUUUCUGCCCAGAGUCCUUCGACCGCCUCGAUCUGUUGAAAGAUCAUGUGGCCAUUCACAUCAAUGAUGGCUACUUCACCUGCCCCACUUGUAAGAAGCGGUUCCCAGAUUUUAUCCAGGUGAAAAAACACGUGCGCAGCUUCCACUCAGAAAAGAUCUACCAGUGUACCGAGUGUGACAAGGCCUUCUGCCGUCCUGACAAACUGCGACUCCACAUGCUGCGACAUUCAGACCGCAAAGAUUUCCUGUGUUCUACGUGUGGGAAGCAAUUUAAGCGAAAAGACAAACUGCGGGAACACAUGCAAAGAAUGCACAAUCCUGAGCGGGAGGCCAAGAAAGCAGACCGCAUCAGCCGCUCCAAGACCUUCAAGCCUCGUAUCACGUCCACCGACUACGACAGCUUCACGUUCAAGUGCCGCCUGUGCAUGAUGGGCUUCCGGAGACGAGGCAUGCUGGUAAACCACUUAUCAAAGAGGCACCCGGACAUGAAGAUAGAAGAGGUGCCAGAGUUAACUCUGCCCAUCAUAAAACCCAACCGCGAUUACUUCUGUCAGUACUGUGAUAAGGUUUAUAAAAGUGCCAGCAAGAGGAAAGCCCACAUUCUGAAGAAUCACCCUGGGGCUGAGCUCCCGCCAAGCAUUCGGAAACUGCGCCCUGCGGGCCCCGGAGAACCUGACCCCAUGCUGAGCACCCACACCCAGCUCACGGGCACAAUAGCCACCCCUCCCGUCUGUUGCCCCCACUGCUCCAAACAGUACAGCAGCAAGACCAAGAUGGUACAACACAUUCGGAAGAAGCACCCAGAGUAUGCCCAGCUCCCUAACGCUUUGCACACACCCUUGACGACAGCCGUGAUCAGCACCGCUCCCGCCGUUUUAACCACAGACAGUGCCACGGGAGAGACUGUGGUGACGACAGACCUGCUGACUCAAGCCAUGACAGAACUGUCCCAGACCUUAACAACAGAUUACCGAACGCCGCAAGGGGACUACCAGAGGAUCCAGUACAUCCCUGUGUCACAGUCCACAGCUGGUCUUCAGCAGCCUCAGCACAUUCAGCUUCAAGUGGUGCAAGUGGCCCCGGCCACCUCCCCUCACCAGUCCCAGCAGUCCACCGUGGACGUGGGCCAGCUCCAUGACCCUCAGACCUACACCCAGCACGCCAUCCAGGUGCAGCACAUCCAGGUCACCGAGCCCGCCGCCGCAGCUGCCUCAUCCUCCCAGGUAGCUGGGCAGCCUCUGAGCCCCUCGGCCCAGCAGUCUCAGCAGGGCCUCAGCCCCUCCCACAUACAGGGCGCUGCAUCCGCACAAGGCCAGGCUCUCCAGCCGCAGCAGCAGGGCGCCUCUGUGCAGCACACGUACCUGCCCAGCACCUGGAAUUCCUUCCGUGGCUACUCAUCUGAAAUUCAAAUGAUGACACUUCCGCCAGGACAGUUUGUGAUUACCGAUAGUGGUGUGGCCACUCCUGUCACCACUGGCCAAGUGAAGGCGGUCACUCCGGGUCAUUAUGUGUUAUCAGAGAGCCAACCAGAACUGGAGGACAAGCAAGCUUCUGCCCUCUCUGGGGGAGUCCAGGCUCAGCCAACUACGCACAGUGACUUGGACCCCCAGACCAGCAGCCCACAGCAGGCCACACAGUACAUCAUCACAACCACCACCAGCGGGAGUGGGGGCAGGGAAGUGCAUAUCACUAAACCUUAAUUUCUGUCUUCGAGCUGGAAUCAAGCAGUCACAUCAUGUCUUCUCUCAUUCGUAAAUUGGAAAGCUUCUGAUACUUAUAACUCUUUUUUCAGAUUUAUCAUUCACUCAAGAGUUUGGAGGUAAUGGUUUUUAUGCUCAUAUAACCACUGGGGCUUAUUUUAUCAAAGUCAUCUUCACCUGAAGGACUCUUCAGACCCUAGGAGUUUCUGUCAUGGAAUGGAGAUCUUUCAGUGGAAAGUAGGUUUCAAGAUGGAGAAACUUCACCUUGCUCUUGAGGGUUUUUUUUUUUUUUUUUUAAACACAUUGAUAAGCCUUACUUUUCCUUUGUGGAACUAUGAAGUGGUGUAUUGUGUUUGUACCAAAGGCGGAGAAAGGAUGUGACAAGUCCAUGGCCACUGGACUUUAUUCCAAGCUGUGGCGCCAAAGGAGAAGGGGCAUUUUACGGGCGUGUGUUAGGUCAGAACUGCGUCACCUUCUGAGUUUGCCAUGAUUUAACAAAGGGAGCCUAUUGAAUAUGAAGAGAGCAAUGAUGAAACACAGGGUUGACAGUGAUGCUCUGAAGAAAAACUGUCAUCUAAAUUUUUCUUAUUGCUGAUUUAAAAAAAAAUCUUGCCUUUUUUAGCAAAAAAAAAAAAAAAAUCAUGUUAGGCUGUUGGUAGUGCAGGUUCUGGCCCUCAGCAGAUUAGGUCAGAAUGCUGUGUUCUGCUAGAUCUUAUUUCACUAUUCCACACGGUGGGCUCCCUGUGUGAGAAAAGAUUGCUUGAUGUUGGCCGAAUUGAAACUCCUACAGUAAAGCUUUGCCAACCCUUCUCUGGGGUGGUUGUAUAGGAGAUAUUGGUGAUGUUGGUACCAAGUAAAAUUACUGAGACAAUAUGUGUAUAUAUGAAGUAAAAAGCACUGAAACCUUGCCUGCCUUGCAGGACCCAUUCACCAGUCAUUGGUGAAGGAUGAAUUCCUUUCCCCAGGUGUACAUUCAGUCCUCACUCACAGCAUUCAGUGUAUUUUAGAAUUUCUGAUGCUUCCUUAAAAUGAACAUUCUUCAAGAUUGGAUGGCAAGGUGGCCCUCCUUAUUUCUUACCACUUUUACUUUAAACAUACAACAACUCAUCUGGACCUUUUGGUGUGACCAACUUUACACUUAGGGGAAAAUAAGAACAUGGGGACCAUUUAUAGUAUGUGAAGGCAGUGAUUUUCAACCUUUUUCAUCUCAUUGCACAUAAAUUAAUUACUAAAAUUCUGUGGCACACCAAAAAAUAUGUAUUUUUGCCAAUUUGGUAAAAAUUGCCAAUUAGGCAAAAAUUUGCCAAAAAAAUACAUAUAAUUUUGAUUGAUUUACCACAAAAAAAGUAAUUACCUACCCUUUUUGCUCCAAAGUGACUUUUUAAAAAAUCAGGUGCCUAUAAUUGUACAUAAGGAUUUCUAGUACCAAGAAUUAGCCAAUCAGAUGCAAUCUUAUUAUGCAAUGUGACCAAUAAGCUACAACUCAUUAUUAUACAACCUAUAUGUGUAUUUGUUGUUCAAGACAGGGCAUUUGCACCAGACGGCUACUGUUGUGUUGGCUGUUGUCAUUUUUUAAUUUGACAACCUAAGGGGAAAAAGAUCAGUGUGCCAGACUAAAUAGUCAGGUAUUGCAUGCUUUAACACUUCUUGCGGCACACCAGUUGAAAAUCGCUGCGUUAAGGGAUCUGGAAGAAAUCUAAUCCUUAUGAAUAUUACACUGUUAGUAGGGAAAGGAAAAAAAUCUGCCUCAGUGAUAGUUUUGCUUAUAUGUAUUCCUCUUUGAUAGCUAUGAAUUCAAUGGGGAAAACAUUUUCUUCCUUUUUACUGUACAUUCCAACUGUUCACAUAAAACAUUGCAGAGAUCAGUAUGUAUUUUAACAACUUUUUGUGAUAUAUUAACACACUUUUAGAAUAAUUACUGAUGGUAGAAUUGAUCACUCCAGGACAGAAAAACCUAACUUAAAAUUUCAAAUGAAGUCACUAAUUUAUUUUAUUUACAUUUCUGGGUAAAAACUGGUUCUAUAAAUUAAGGGUAGUAGCUUCUUUAUGGUAAAGAUAACCUUUCUGAAAAGUAAACAGUUCUAUUGAAAUAACUUUACUAAUAUGUAGAUUUUGCACUUUAUUUCUGAGAUCUCAUUCAUUUAGUUAUCCUGAAAAUUUGGGCCCCAAGAGAAGAUGAGAAAGUUACAUACAACGAAAAUGUUGUAGAAACUGAAAAUGGACUCUAUAUCUUUGGUAAAAAAGAGGUAAUGUCAGUGUUUUUAAUAGGAAAUAUUGACUCUGAAUCACAAAAUAGAGACUCUGGGUCAACAAGUCCAAUGUUGUAAUGACUGUAAAUUACCUAGGGUCCAGGCUAGAAAGACUUGCUAGGUGAAGAAUACUAGACUUUCACAAAGAUCCAGUUUAGUUUUUAUACCUUAAAUUUGGCCCUCUUGCGUCCUUUUUAAUUUGAAUCAGCAAGGUACCUCCCUUCCCCUCAGGAGCAACAUUGAUCAAAAUAGAAAGCUGUCACUGAAUGGAGUGUUCAUUUUAUGCCAGUUAUUUCAAGUUUUAAAAUACACAGAAGGAAAUGUGGAAGGACCUCUUUGUCUCUUUCCUGUAUGAGCUUGCUUUCUUUCUUUCUUUCUUUCUUUCUUUCUUUCUUUUUUUCUUUCUUUCUUUCUUUCUUUUCUUUCUUUCCUUAUGUGGAAGAAUUAAAGACUCUGAAACCAAUUGAUAUGUUAUCAACCAGAGAUGGCAUGUGGCAGUCAAGCCAAAUGACACUGCUUUAAGAUCAGGUAUUCCUCACAUUUGUCCAAGGGAAUCGAUUUUCAGAAGGACUUGGAUUUGAAGAGAUGGCAGAUUGUAAGCCACUUGAAGACCCAAUUUGGAGGGGAAAAUGUAUGCAGCCAAUGUUACAUUGUUUCCUUUCCUAAAACACAUUGACACUGUAGACUGCAGUCAGUGCAGUGUGAAAACUUUGGAGUUACAUAUAGAUUUAACAUUUUUAUUGUUUGAUUUGUGCCCACAUAAUAGACAUUUUAUCAUGAAAAACUUCUGUUAACUCUGGAGAAAGCUAUUGUUUUGAUCUUGAAUUGUUUUCUGAUUUCCAAUUAUCCUUUGAAAAACUCUUAGGGCGAAAAAGCACUUCAUGAGAUGCUAAAGCUAGCUGACCCAUGAGUUGAAAAUGUUGACCCUAUCCUGUUAUUUAAAUGUGAACAUUUAAUGUACAUUAAGUGAGUUAUAGUGUUAAUAGUCUUGUGCUACUCA